Messenger RNA from Metarhizium album ARSEF 1941, 2130 nucleotides. RefSeq names its product oxidoreductase, short chain dehydrogenase/reductase family. The transcript is spliced from 2 exons. The record is from RefSeq and is a predicted model, not a curated record. The coding region runs from base 1 to 2130 and encodes 709 amino acids. NCBI's taxonomy places the organism in Eukaryota, Fungi, Ascomycota, Sordariomycetes, Hypocreales, Clavicipitaceae.
AUGGCCGACGGGUUGCUUGAUCUGUAUCCCGCAAGCGGCGGCGCAAGGCUGAAGCAGCACGACGACUGGUCUGCACAUUACUCGCAGCGACCCAUGACGGCCAGAGAUAUAAGCCCCAGAGGCGUCAGCCCAGGUGGCAGAAGUCUGGGCGCGCGAAGCCCAAGAGCUUCGAGCCCAUUCUCAAACGCAAUCAUCAUGCCGAGAGAUGCGGAAAGGACGCCGAGGAAGCUGAUCUUGUGCUUUGACGGGACGGGGAACAAAUUCCACGGCGAUGAUAGCGACAGCAAUAUCCUAAAAAUCUUUCGCAUGCUGGAUCGGUCUGCGGGUGACCAAUAUCAUUAUUACCAACCUGGCAUUGGCACAUAUGUCAUCUCGGACUCUCUUUCUCACAGCGGCCUUCGGGCUCGCAUCAACUCGUGGCUCCAAAAGGCCAAAGACUCGGCCAUUGGCUCUUCCUUCGAUCAACACGUCGUCGGGGGAUACCGCUUCCUGAUGCGCUUCUACCAAACGGGCGAUGAGAUUUACAUGUUUGGUUUCAGUCGAGGUGCCUAUGUCGCGCGAUUCCUCGCUGAAAUGCUCGACUACAUCGGCCUCUUGUGCCACGGAAACGAAGAAAUGGUCAAAUUUGCCUGGAAGGCGUUUGCGCAGUGGCAGGCCAGGAAACCCCCUUCCAAGGGCGUCGACGACAGGGGAGCAGAGUCCGAGGAGGAUAAAGAGACGCACAGAAUGUACAACUACAUGAAGGGCUUUCGGGAGACCUUCUCACGCCCGGUGGGUCGGAUCAGGUUCCUAGGUUUGUUUGAUACUGUGAAUUCUGUGCCGCGGUUUGAAACUGCUUGGAUGCAGCGGACCAAGUUCCCCUACACAGCUCGCUCUAGUGCCAGAGUCAUCCGACAUGCAGUCAGUAUUGAUGAGCGGCGCGCCAAGUUUCGCCAGGACCUUCUAUACCAAAAGCCGCCGAAACAUGAACACCGUCCGCAUGCCCAUCACGAACAUGUCACAAGGGCGAUUGACCGAGUCCGACGGAGCUUGGAUGUGCCUCACGCAAAGGCGGAUGAGAAACGCAAUGUGCCCCCUGAACCAGAACAAAAGGACAGGCAGGCAGGCCAGUUCCUCGAUCCUGCCGACGCGGAACGAGGACGGCGCGGCGCCGCGUCGCACAGCCGCCGAUACGCGCCAUAUCGAGCGCGGUCCAGAUCCAGGUCAAGAAUGGCCCGGGGCGCUAUUUCCGAUGACCAAGAUAACCUGUCUUGCUCUGAUGCAUCCCAGUGGGAGGCUGAAGAGGACUGGCAGAAUGAGGACCAGGACGUUGAUGAAGUUUGGUUCGCGGGCGGUCACGGAGAUAUUGGCGGCGGCUGGGAAGCGCUGGAUGGCCGCAAGAGCGCAAGCCAUGUGCCGCUAUCGUGGAUGGUUCGCGAAGCCAUGAAAGCCGGCCUUUCGUUCGACCUGGACCACGUCGCGGAAAUGGGGUGCCAAGAUGCCUUCGUCGACAAGGUACGACCCUCGGCGCGUGACAUGAAGUCUGGCCGAGCCAGCCAGCCAGCCAUCCAAGUGGAGGACGAGGCAGGCCAUGUCCAGGGCGCCCAGCUUGGACAAUCGAGCCCAGAAAUCGAGUCGCACGACUUUGCGGCUGGACCGGCGCCCGACUCCAACUCGAUCUCGCCGUUUCAAGAGCUGAUGCACAGAGCGCACACGUCCCGAAUCCACGACUCCCUCGUGUAUGGGGGCGGACUGGGAGCCAUGGCCGUCUCGGCGUGGAAAUUCAUGGAAUACCUGCCCUUCCGUCGCAUGGAUCUGCAACCCGAUGGAUCUUGGAAACCGAUUCGCUGGCCUCUGCCGUGCGGCGAAGUGCGAGACAUGCCGGACAACGUGCGCGUCCAUGGCAGUGUCAUACGUAGGUUGAAAGAGGACGAGACCUACAGACCGGGCAACUUGAUUAUUGGGGGAGGCGGGAGAGGUGUGAGAAGGGCGCCGGCGGAAUAUGGCAUCGGCGAUUGGAUCUGUGUUGCUGAGCAUGGCGACCCCGUCGGCGAGAUAUGGCAGAGGAAGCCGCAGACGGUGAAUGGGAACAGAACCAAUGGAACCAAUGGAACCAACGGAACCAACGGAACGAAUGGGGCAAGGCCAUGA